UAGUGAUUCACCUCACACACUGCUAUUGGAGUCGACCGAGGUGGAAGUUCAUUGGUAAAUCGCAGAAGAGCUGACACUGAUAUAUUUUCUACUUCCAAAAACGAAAUGCUGUCUUUCUGUCUCCGUUUUUCGGCUGUUCUGCUUCUUUUACAGUUUAUUGCUGUGACUUCUGCAGAGGAGGUGGGUGCAGAGGAGGUGGGCCAUGAACGGUACGGUUCAAACAGCAACGAUCCGGGCAUCAAACCACCACGCGUUUCACCCAAAUUGAAGAAACUGUCAGAAUAUUUAUUGUACACAAAGGGAAACCGUGAGGCCUAUACAAUACUUGAUGAUAGUGAUAAGGAUUUACUAAUAAACACUCCUUUUAAACCUGGUKCAAAGACCUUCCUCAUAAUUCACGGAUGGACUGGCAAUCCUAAAGAUACAUGGGUCACAGACAUGAAAAAUGCUUUACUGGACAAAGAACCAGAUGCCAAUGUUAUUGCAGUUGGAUGGGAAAAAGCCGCAGCGGGCUGGUUAACGUACGAACGAGCCGCAUCCAACACACGAUUGGUUGGACCAGAGGUAGCAAAGUUUCUCAUGUUCCUCAACGACCAAGACGACACAAGCACUCCAGACAAGUUCCACGUGAUCGGGUUCAGUUUGGGGGCACAUGUUGCUGGUUUUGCUGGGAAAAGUUUUUAUGAUCAAACAAAAGGAACAAAGAUUGGUCGUAUUACAGGACUAGACCCAGCCAGACCCGAAUUCCAAGGACAGGGCAUUGAUAGAAGGCUGGACGCCACUGACGCUGAUUUCGUCGAUGUCAUUCAUACUGAUACUGUCAGUAAAGYUUACCCAUUUGGUACCCAUGAAGAGAGUGGAACGUUUGACUUUUGGCCUAAUGGUGGMAAAGCACAGCCUGGAUGCGGCAAACUGGCGGUCAAGUGCUCGCAUUACCGAGCUCACCAGUUUUUCAUCGAGUCCAUCAAAUCCAGCGCGUGUAAAUUCCGUUCAUAUCGCUCAAAAUCCUGGGAUGACUUCAAACGUGGCUUCUUGGAUGAAUGUGGAGAUAGCGGAAAAAACUGUCCAGAAAUGGGAUAUAACGCCAUUAAC
Molecule: messenger RNA, 1092 nt
Organism: Exaiptasia diaphana
Lineage: Eukaryota; Metazoa; Cnidaria; Anthozoa; Actiniaria; Aiptasiidae
Product: inactive pancreatic lipase-related protein 1
Exons: 7
Biological process (GO): lipid metabolic process
Molecular function (GO): lipase activity
Source: RefSeq, a predicted model, not a curated record